Molecule: messenger RNA, 5829 nt
Organism: Artibeus jamaicensis (Jamaican fruit-eating bat)
Lineage: Eukaryota; Metazoa; Chordata; Mammalia; Chiroptera; Phyllostomidae
Gene: BTBD9
Product: BTB domain containing 9
Exons: 11
Coding region: 406-2244 (612 amino acids)
Biological process (GO): adult locomotory behavior; modulation of chemical synaptic transmission; circadian behavior
Molecular function (GO): protein binding
Source: RefSeq, a predicted model, not a curated record
CGCUCUGGGAUGCGGCCGCGAAGGGCCGGCAAAGACUGUAGUUUUGACUGUAGUAGGAAGUAGGUGUCUGGGAGCUUCGGGAUGGCCUUGCCAGACUCCCAAACUGAGUCGGAUCAGGAGAAGCCGGGAUUCCCCGAGCAGCCUCUCAUCCUCCCUGAGACUGAGAGGAGGCGGAACCGGCGUCCCCGGGUGCGGGUUCGGCACUGGUGGGGCCUUCCGUGCCCCUGCCCUGGCUGGGCCGGGAGGAGGAGCCGGUUGUUGUGUAGAGAAUUGUGAAUCUGUGCCUGCGUGCAGCGUCGAACACACCCACGACCUAAGGAAGGCGAUCUGUCAGAGAUAGGAGGCUGCCUACCUGUUGCCUAGUUUCCAACUUCCCAUAUCAGCAGCUGUUAUCUGUUCUACAAGAUGAGUAACAGCCACCCUCUUCGCCCCUUCACUGCAGUGGGGGAAAUUGACCAUGUGCACAUUUUGUCUGAACAUAUUGGUGCCUUGUUGAUUGGGGAAGAAUAUGGUGAUGUCACAUUUGUUGUGGAAAAGAAACGUUUUCCUGCCCACCGGGUAAUUUUAGCAGCGAGGUGCCAAUAUUUUCGAGCAUUACUGUAUGGUGGAAUGCGAGAAUCUCAGCCCGAAGCAGAAAUCCCUCUUCAAGACACCACUGCAGAAGCAUUCACAAUGCUACUUAAAUACAUCUACACUGGGCGGGCAACACUGACGGAUGAGAAGGAGGAGGUGCUGCUGGACUUUCUGAGCCUGGCUCAUAAAUAUGGAUUUCCAGAGCUGGAGGAUUCUACUUCCGAGUAUCUCUGCACCAUACUUAACAUUCAGAAUGUCUGUAUGACUUUUGAUGUUGCUAGUCUCUACUCACUUCCCAAGUUAACUUGCAUGUGCUGCAUGUUUAUGGACAGAAAUGCUCAGGAGGUGCUCUCAAGUGAAGGCUUUCUCUCUCUUUCUAAGACCGCACUUUUAAACAUCGUAUUAAGAGAUUCGUUUGCAGCUCCUGAAAAAGAUAUUUUCCUAGCCUUGUUAAACUGGUGUAAGCACAAUUCCAAGGAGAAUCAUGCUGAAAUCAUGCAGGCUGUGCGUUUACCUCUGAUGAGCCUCACGGAACUUCUGAAUGUUGUGAGGCCUUCGGGACUGCUGUCUCCUGAUGCCAUUCUGGAUGCUAUUAAAGUUCGGUCAGAGAGCCGGGAUAUGGACCUCAAUUACAGAGGCAUGCUCAUACCAGAAGAAAACAUUGCAACUAUGAAGUAUGGAGCCCAGGUUGUAAAAGGAGAGCUGAAAUCUGCCUUACUAGAUGGUGACACUCAAAAUUAUGAUUUGGACCAUGGAUUUUCGAGGCAUCCAAUUGAUGAUGACUGCCGUUCUGGCAUUGAGAUUAAGCUAGGUCAGCCGUCCAUUAUCAAUCACAUACGGAUACUACUGUGGGACCGAGAUAGCCGGUCUUAUUCAUACUUCAUUGAAGUGUCAAUGGAUGAACUUGAUUGGAUCAGGGUGAUUGAUCAUUCGCAGUAUCUAUGUCGUUCUUGGCAAAAGUUAUAUUUUCCAGCCCGUGUCUGCAGGUAUAUUCGAAUAGUUGGGACUCACAACACAGUGAACAAGAUUUUUCACAUUGUGGCUUUUGAAUGUAUGUUUACAAACAAAACCUUUACUCUUGAGAAGGGUCUGAUAGUUCCUAUGGAGAACGUUGCAACCAUUGCUGAUUGUGCCAGUGUGAUUGAAGGAGUGAGUCGGAGCCGAAACGCCUUGCUAAACGGGGACACCAAGAACUAUGACUGGGAUUCUGGCUACACGUGUCAUCAGCUAGGGAGUGGUGCGAUUGUGGUCCAGCUGGCACAGCCAUACAUGAUUGGGUCAAUACGGUUGUUGCUUUGGGACUGUGAUGAUCGCAGCUACAGCUACUACAUUGAGGUUUCCACCAAUCAGCAGCAAUGGACCAUGGUGGCUGACAGAACUAAAGUCUCCUGCAAGUCCUGGCAAUCAGUAACUUUUGAAAGACAGCCUGCCUCCUUCAUUCGAAUUGUUGGAACACACAACACAGCAAAUGAGGUGUUUCACUGUGUCCACUUUGAGUGCCCAGAGCAGCAGAACAGCCAGAAAGAGGAAAACAACGAGGAAUUGGGGGCAGGGGACACCAGCCCAGCCGGUCAGCAGCUGGAGCCCCGCGCCCUGCAGGCCCCCAGCGGCAGCUCGCUGCCCUCCAGCCCAGGCUCCAACUCUCGCUCGUCCAGCCGGCAGCACCAGUAAAGGGGGCACUGAUGUGCCGUGACUCAAUGGGCCCAGACGGCAGCAGGAACUGGCAUCCCCCUGAGCAGGGGUCUUUGUUGGCUGCCCCUCCCCCUUCCCAGACAGGAGCAGACCUGGCUGCAGACACGGACACUGAACAGGUUUGCUCCCAAGGACAGGAAGGGGCAGCUUUGUUCUCAAUUUGUUCAAAUCAGCUGGUCUCCAGGGGGAGAAAAUGGGUCUUCAAUCUUCAUCAGUCCACCGUUAACACCCUACCUCUCUCAUCUGACCCGGGCAAGGGCACAGAGGAGCAACAGACAGGCCUGUCGGGGUAAGAAAUGCCGAGUGACUCUGGCGUGAGAGCGGGUUGGGCCUUCAGUACUUUUAGGAAAUGGGUUUCCACAUCGCCCUGGCAACCGGAUGACUUUUUAAAUUUUCUUUUAGUUAUUUACCAUUUGCUGAAUCAUGUGUGUUCCUGAUCUUUUUGAAAUGCUCAAACAGCAAAUCACUCGUUUAAUCCCUUCAAUGCUGUGAUUUUCUUUCCUUAGUUUUGAAUGGGGUGGAGCAAGAGCCUGUGCCCAGCUCCUGAGUGGGGCGCAGGUGCCGCUCACUGGAAAACUCGUUUGAGGAAGUUCAGUGAAACCCACAAGGAGCAAACCCCCCUGUGGACACUGGAGCUAAUCAGCACUCGACUGCUGGGUUAUUAACCUGCCCUUCCUGAAAUGUAUCCAGCCUUCAGGAGGUUGACAAGGAAAUGGUUAUUACGGUACCUUCUAAUUUAAUGUUCAGAAGUCUGUGUGCACAAAUCUGCACCAGCUUCCAGUUGGGCUGGACCUGUCCCCAAAUUGCCUGUGUGGCCCAGGACAGCGAGGGCAGACUGCAGUGUCAGGGACACCACCCUGGCCCCUGCCAGUGUGCAGGAUUCGCUGGUGGCCGUGUUUGUCCCCCCAACCACAGUACUCGACCUGGGAUUGAAGAGAACACAGAUCUAAGGCGCUUUCCUCCUGACCCUCACUGAAAUGGUCCCGUCUGUCUCCAUCCCUGCACUCCUUUGUGUUUCUAUCAGUCUCCUCAGUGUUUGCGAUUCUGCGGUCUCCCUUGGCUGGCCGGCCGUUAGCUCCAUGCCCUGUGACCUGCUCAGAGCAGGGUUGGGACUUAAGGGGGGUCAUUUCUGGGGUCAUAAGGACACAUUGAUUGUGGGGAUACAAAGAACAAUGGGACAAUUAACUUCUCUCCUCGUGUAACUGAGUGCUGAGUGACGGAUGGAAUAGCAGGGUAGCCUCCAAUGCGGGACUCACCAGAAGUCUCCGGUGUGAGUGAGUGCAAGCCAGGGAAAGCCCAAGGGCUCCGGUCUCCCUGCCCCUUUGCUCUCUGGUCUCCACCUACCUGCCCUUUUGGGGGAUGGACCCCUGAGGGUCCGGGCAUUUGGAAAGGGGACAGAGGCUCCUAUAGCCAGUGGCAGUGCCACCCACUCAAGGUGGGUGGCCACCCUCUGCCGUCAUCCAACCCCGUGUUGCCCGUUAGCUGGAGAAGGACUGCUCAGCACUCCUUCCAGCCCUGCAUUCACUGGGCAGCCAGGGAAGUCGGAGCAAGGGUGCAGUGCAAAUGCUUUCAAAGGGUCACCUAUUGAAGGGCCUCUAUGUAAACUCUGAAGUUCCCCAUUCAGAGCGGAGCCCCGGGCUGAGGCCACACUGUGCACCAGGGGUGUGGGGUGGGCCGGCGAUGGACCUGUCAGUUCUGCUGUGCGUGCAGCACACCCCCCGCCGUCCUGGCCCAGGCGCCACAUGCUACCCAGGUGCUCAGCUUCAUGCCUGGAGGGGAACAGAGUGUGUCAGGCGCCUCCGUGCUGGACCCACAUCAGUGCCCUUCCCACCAGGCCACCUCCUCCCCAUCUCCUGGGAGUUUCCUCUGGAGUUUGCACCUUCCUGAUCUCUGCCCUAGGUAUGUCUUGAGAGAACAGUUUGUCUCCCUUGCCCUCUCCUCCAGCACUCCAGGUGCUUGCCUUAUCAGAUGAAGGAAGGAAGGGGAAACCGAGUCUGACAACGUGGUGGCACAGAGGAGCGCUGCACCAAGGUUCCACAUUCACCUUCCCCAACGCCACCAGCCUGCCUCCCGCUGCCCCCCUGGCCUGUCCGGAGGCCUUGCCCUCAUGGGAGCUGCCCCGGGCCCCAGGCCCACACUGACAGAGCUCAGCAAAUCCUGCUCUGCCUCCCUGCUGGGCCUUCUGCUUUGGGAAGCAGGUGGGGCUCUUUUUGUGCACGGGCUGGGCCAGGGCCCGCUGGCUGAGGCUGGAGACCCCGCUCAAGCUGUGGCACAGCAGACAGGCCUAGACCAAGGCCUGGAUUUUCAGGGCAUGAAGAGUGAGUGAGGAACCAUGGAAAGCCCCCAGACGACUGGCGUUCUCCAGAGCCCAGGCUGAGCCUGCAGAGGACUUCUGCCCUGCGGCUGACUGGACCAAAAUGGUCUGAAAACGUGAAGAGACCAAGGGCGCUAACCGGGGCUGAGGGUGACAAGAUGGGCUGGCUCUCAGCUGGAAGGAUUCCCAGACACCCUCAGAGUCCUCAGCCCAGGAGUGACGUGUGACUCCCUUAUCUCUGUGAGGACACCGCCUGGGUGGUGUGCGGUUCGAGGAAAGGCCAGGUGAGGCUGGACCCUCAGUGGAGAUGGACAGAGAGGUACUUGUGACCUCUGGCCCCUGACUGUGAUGCUUGUCAGUCACACACUAAAGCAACAGCUUUGUAACUGCCACCCAGAUGGAGAAAUGGAUCCCUGCCAGAACCCCACCCUUCAUCUCACAUCAUGUUUUCAUUUGCUUGCUUGCUUGUGUUUUAGGAGUAAAAAGCAAACUUCAUUAGGGCUUUUGGGGAAAGCUUUCAAAAUCGCCUUCUGGCAGCUCCUUGGAGGGUGGGUUGGGGCAGCACUGAGCAUGCUGGGCGGGGCUCCCGUGCUGGGCGGGGCUCCCGUGAUGGGCGGGGCGCGGUGCCUGCGGAGUGAGGCCGCCCCGCUGGUCCUGGAAGUCCUCAAGGCUGCAGACUGGAGACGGGGGUAAUAGUAUAACACAGCCGUCCACACAUGCUCUUGUUUUCCCGUGUUAUCACUCCUUUUACUGUUUUUGUUCUGAUUUUAAAACCAUGGGCCCAUGCUCUUUAAAUUGUCACUUUUUAAAUCUUAUUUAAUGACAAAUGCAUUAAAGUGUUUUAUUCCUAGAAUUGGGAAAAGAAAUUAUUUUCAGCAACAGUGGGAUAUGUUUGUUAGACUGAUUCUUCAGCAGAAAAAUAAAAAGCGUUUGAAUUGUGCAAAGAAUUGCUCAGUAGUCAUGCUGGCGCCCCAAUUGUUCAACUGCCGUGCGGAUGGCUCCGACCCGGUCAGCCUCGCCUCUUCUUUAAUUUAGAAGGUAACAAAGUUGUAAUCGCUUAUCCUUUCCAGAGACACAGAGGAAAAAGAAGGUAUAAUCUGUGAUAAAAAGCAGAGCAUCCUGUGUGCCAAAGCCACUUGGUAAUAAAGAGGGAAAGUUCCCCACGCAGAUUUCAAUUAAGAACCUCCCUUUGGACAGAAUAGAAAGGUGUCAAAGGGUAAAAGGAAAAUUAAAUUUGUCUCCUUCCAGUU